This is a messenger RNA of Fonsecaea monophora, 2031 nucleotides long. RefSeq lists its product as hypothetical. Gene Ontology annotation, molecular function: DNA binding; zinc ion binding. The record is from RefSeq and is a predicted model, not a curated record. Gene Ontology annotation, biological process: DNA-templated transcription. Bases 1 to 2031 code for a protein of 676 amino acids. Lineage: Eukaryota; Fungi; Ascomycota; Eurotiomycetes; Chaetothyriales; Herpotrichiellaceae. The transcript has 8 exons.
AUGGAGGCCAUGAUCGAGAACCAGAACCAGAUCAGGGCCUCCCCAUCGGUGUCUGACACAGCUCAUCCUGGCAGUAUCAGCAGCCAAAGCACCCUGGUGGCGCAAACCCUCGGACCACAACUUGGAAGCGCCAGGAACACAACAAUAUCCACCUGGAACGAAACCCAGCAUAUCAGGUCGAUCGACAUGGAGACAUCAUUGAUCGACAAUCCUACACUGACGUCUUUCGUUCCAGAAAAAGUUGUGCCAACAUAUCAGAAUCCGCCCACUUCAACGAACCCAAGUUUGGCGGACACGGUGCAACAGUCCGCGCAACCCUUUUCAAACAGGCAUAUUGAGGCCAAGGAAGACUCUGACGCUACAAACAUGGACAAGGAGGCCACUAUUCUUGCUCCACAGGUGGUGAACUGGGAACAUCAUGGUAAUGUACCGGUCACAUCCAACCCUCAAAGCCUCUAUCUGAUUGUCUUUUGGCACAGGUCCGGGGUCCUGGCUAUCGAUUUUGAAAACAGCGCCAGAGAGCUUAUAACCACGUGGACGCGGCGUUUGACGUUGGAUCGGAGCAAAAUCGCAGCUACCCAACACCGCGAACCUGAUCCCGAGACUGCCUGGAAAUAUUAUACUGGAAAAGCAUACUUUGAGGAAUCGUUCGACGCAACUCUCGGCAUUGUGUAUAGACCCGAGUUUGAAAGCGCCCUUCGAGCCCACUUACGCGGAGAUCUGGUGUCGGGCGAUGACGCCUCGUGGUUCGCCUUGCGCAAAACCGUGUAUGCCUCAGGGUGUCGAAUCUACCUCUCCAAACACACGUCGAUGAGUUUCACAGAGAUCCAAGCUGAAGCAUGGAGCUACUUUCAGAGUGCCAUGUCCGUCCUCAUCGAGUUACUUUUCACCCCCACAGGUUUGCUCGCUGUUCGCGCCCUGAUCGCAAUGGCUUUUUUCUCAGAGGGUCUCGGCAAUCCCGCCCUCGAGUACAUGUUCUGUGCCGGUGCGGCGCGAGUGGCUCAGGCAAAGGGAUUACAUCGGCGACCGGCCAAAGCGUGGAACUUGGCUGCCCAUGAUGAACUACACUAUAGUUGGCUGUUCUGGGCUAUAUAUUGCUGCGAGAAGCAUAUUGCUCACCGCUCUGGACGACCGUCUGCCAUCGACGACGACGAGAUCAGCUGUCAGAUCCCGACCGAGGCAUGCCCCGGAAGCACUCUUGACGUGCAGGCAUUCACAUAUCUUAUUCGACACGCCCAGAUAUCCUCUCAGAUCUCCAAACGACUCAUGUCGGUCAAGGCUUUUCAACAGCCGCCGAGCACUCUACUUGAAACCGUAGCAGAACUGGAUCACCAGCUGCACGAAUGGAGAGAUUCUCUCCCGCCGGGACUGAGACCGGACGACCGCCUCCGGUCCUUUCAGGUCCCCCACGACGCCAGGUAUCUCCCUACGGUCCUUAUGCAUUGCGCUUACUACGGGAGCUUGAUGGCCAUACACACCAUCUUUGCCUACCCGUGGGUGUACAGCACCAUCUUCGGGAACGGUCGGGGUGUCGUCACCCAAGACCAACUGAUCUUCAGCUCGAACACGGUUGCAGAAGCCGCGAGGAAUAUCAUCAUCAUCGCGAGAAGCCUGGAGAUCAACGGUGCCUCGAUACAAUGGCCAACCUUCUACUAUCCCAUGAUCGGGCUGAUCAAUCUCUUCAUCCACAUCCUCAAGUUCCCGUCUCUGUCCUCGGCGCGGUCUGACGUGGCCCUCCUCGACGUGGCGGCCGGCUACUUUGGACACAUGGAGUUUGUGACGUCUUCGGAGCUCAACUUUCCAUUCGCUCGAGACGUCGCCACCGUCGCUCGGCAGACUGUCACCAAGGCGUUGAAGACCGACGUCCCCGCGAGCACGGGCGCCGAUGACGGCUUCAGUCUCGCCAACGACGUGGACAUUCCGUUUGGGGACAUCUUCUGCGCGAGUCAGGACUUCAACCUCGACGACUGGAGCGUGUUCUCGUCCGUCUUCUCUGACGAGGCACUGAUGAAUCGCGAGAUCGCUUUCUGA